Molecule: messenger RNA, 1644 nt
Organism: Sclerotinia borealis F-4128
Lineage: Eukaryota; Fungi; Ascomycota; Leotiomycetes; Helotiales; Sclerotiniaceae
Source: the annotation of a GenBank genome assembly
AUGGAUUCGUCGUCUGAAGUUAGGAGUGAGAAGGUCUGGCCGUUGAAGGAGAUCAGAGAUUUGAUAGAGCAAGGUCACGCGAUUGUUAUAUCGGGGGGUUAUGUUUUGAAGUUGGAUGCUUGGCUCAAUCAUCAUCCAGGAGGUGCAAAGGUUAUUUUACAUGUGGUUGGUAGAGAUGCUACCGUUGAAUUGAAUGCAUUCCAUAGUAAGGAUGUCAAGGCCAGAAUGAACCGUUAUCGAAUUGGUAAGCUGGAAGAACCAUGGGUGAAUAUUGUACCCCCUAUUCAAAGACAAUCACUUUGCGAUUCGCCUGAGAACGAGAAUGAGAAAGAAGCUUCAACGCCCAUCUCCGAUGUACCUUUGGUGGAUGUCACCAUCACCGAAAAUCUCCUAGCUGUCCCUCGACACAUAAAUCCCGACAGCGAUGCAAGCUCCACGACUUCAUCAAUUUUCGAUCUUGAGGGAUUACGAUCACGAAAUCGAACCGAGGGAAGUUCAGUCGAUUCCGAAGAAAACCCCGAUCUGGACCCCAAGAUACUGGAUGCCUCGGAAUUAGAAACUAAAUUCCAAGCCCUAAUUGACAAACUAGAGGAUGAAGGUUUAUACGACUGCAAUCUCUGGGCAUAUGUGACCGAAGUUUUGAGAUGUACGAUUCUUCUCUCCCUUUCGCUCGUAUCACUUCGUCUGGAGUGGUAUUGCACCAGUGCAGCAUUCCUGGGUAUGUUUUGGCAUCAAAUUGUCGCCACGGCACAUGACGCCGGUCAUUUGGCCGUAACCCACGAUUAUAACAUCGACUUUUUAAUCGGCGGGAUCGUUUUGAAUUUCUGCGGUGGACUUUCAAUAGGGUGGUGGAAACGCAAUCACAACAUCCAUCACAUUGUUACGAACUCACCAACACAUGACCAAGAUCUUCAAAUCCUCCCCUUCAUCGCCAUUUCCCCCGUCUUUUUCGAUUCUCUGUACUCCACCGCUUCCGAGUGUAUCAUGCACUACAAUUGGUUUGCCAAAUUCAUGGUUCCAAAACAAGCAUGGACAUACUACUUCCUACUCUCGGUCGCACGCUUCAACCUCUACUACCUCGCCUGGGACUUCAUCCUCCGGGACCUCGGCACCAAACUGCACCGCAAACAACGCAUCUUCGAACUCAUCGGGCAGCUCUUCUUCUGGACCUGGUUCGGCUACUGCAUCGUAUACCGCAGCAUCCCCAGCAUCUCGCAACGCAUCAUCUUCUGCCUCAUCUGCCACAUGAUCACUCUACCGCUGCACCUGCAACUCACCGUCUCCCACUUCUCCAUGUCGACGGAGGAAUCCGAGCCCAGCGAACACUGGAUCCAGCGCAUGUUUCGCACCACGAUGGAUGUAGAUUGUCCGACGUGGAUGGAUUGGUUUCACGGGGGCUUGCAGUUUCAAGUCACGCAUCACUUGUUUCCACGCAUGCCGCGACAUAAUUUGCGCGCGGCAAGUGCGUUGGUUAAGGAUUUUUGUAAGGAGACGGGGUUGAAGUAUGAAGUUUAUGGCUUUGGAGAGAGUAAUGGGAGGAUGUUUGAUAGGCUGGUGGAGGUGGCGAGGCAGGCGAGGUAUUUGAAGGAUUGUCAGGAUAGUAUUGUUAGUAAGGGCGAGUAUUUACAUGGGCAUUGGGAUUAA